Messenger RNA from Dunckerocampus dactyliophorus (ringed pipefish), 3502 nucleotides. RefSeq names its product ras-related protein Rab-26-like. The transcript has 9 exons. NCBI's taxonomy places the organism in Eukaryota, Metazoa, Chordata, Actinopteri, Syngnathiformes, Syngnathidae. The coding region runs from base 422 to 1165 and encodes 247 amino acids. Gene Ontology annotation, cellular component: endosome; Golgi apparatus. The record is from RefSeq and is a predicted model, not a curated record. Gene Ontology annotation, molecular function: GTPase activity; GTP binding.
AUCGUUAUUUCAGCACCAUGGACAACUCAUUUGCAAUCUUCCUGCACUUCCUUUCAAUUGUGAAUAUUAGCUCUGUUGAUUUUAUCUCUCUAUUAAGAUAAAGGUAAAAGACACGUGACUAGCGUGUGUGCGUGUUUGUGCGUGCAGAUGCAGCGCCCCCUUUUGUCUUGAUGGUGUUCACUCUGAUGGUGCGUUCACUUGCUCCUCAGUGUGCAGCCCAGAGCGGAACAAGCUGGCGGUAGCAGGAAGACAACAUUCUGGAGUUCCGUCCAUGUGUCAUUUGAAACACAAUCAAUGUCCACGAGAGGGCUUUUUAGGCUCUGUUAAAUAAAAUUAGCCUCUUUUUUGUAUUUGUUGCAACUUUUGCGACCUUUUUGUAAUCCUUCGGUUGCUUUUUCAAGUUGUGGACGUUUUUGAGGACAUGUCUCGCAAGAAGGCUUCCAGGGGUAAAAACACAAGCAGCCCCGCCGGGAAAGGCAGUGGCGGGAAAGGUGCGCGGAGCAGCGCUGGUCUUGUGCAGAUGAACGGGGUGGUCCACCCCAGCAGACCCCCCAUCAGCAACAGCAGCGAGUUUUAUGACAUUGCAUUUAAGGUGAUGCUCAUCGGGGACUCAGGUGUGGGCAAAACCUGCCUGUUGGUCCGCUUCAAGGACGGAGCUUUCCUGGCCGGUAGCUUCAUCUCCACAGUGGGCAUCGACUUCCGGAAUAAAGUCCUCAAUAUUGAUGGAGUCAAGGUCAAGCUGCAGAUCUGGGACACAGCCGGGCAGGAAAGGUUCCGCAGUGUCACCCACGCUUACUACCGCGACGCCCACGCUCUGCUUCUGCUCUAUGAUGUCACCAACAAAGCAUCCUUUGACAACAUUCAGGCGUGGCUGACGGAGAUCCACGAGUACGCCCAGCAGGACGUGGUGCUCAUGCUGCUCGGGAACAAGGCUGAUGCCACUCAUGAGAGGGUGGUGAAGAGAGAGGACGGCGAGAGGCUUGCCAAGGAGUUCGGGGUUCCUUUCAUGGAGACCAGCGCCAGGUCGGGUCUCAAUGUCGACUUGGCCUUCACUGCUGUGGCCAAGGAGCUCAAACAUCGUUCUGCAAAGGAUCCAAGUGAAAACUUCAAGCUGCAGGAGUACGUCAGCAAGGAGGUGCAGAGCGCCGGCUGCUGCAGGCCCUAAGGAGUCUCCUCAGCAAACUCAAGCUCAGGCUGAAUAAAGUCAGACUCUUUGUUAAGAACAGAGCGCUCCCGCAUCCGUCAAGCUCAAGUUGUUCGCUCCACAAGCUUGAGAACGUGCUUUUCUUCUGGAAUAGAAUCCUUGCUGUUGCUCAUGUCCGCCUAAACAAGCAGGCUGCAGGCGAGAAGCGUCCAAUAAAAACACGUACAGUGCAUCCAAAAUGAUACACUGUACGUGUUUUUCAUUGGACGCUCCUGUGAGAGAGCGGGGGGUCUCAACUGUUCUCAUCCUGGGACCCACAUAAGUGGUGAUCAGCUUUUACGGAGCUCAAUGCAAGCUUAAAAUGGAUUUUUAUUUAUAAAUAACCUUCAAAACACACAAUCAAUGGAUAGUUAAUUCAUAUUUGUACAUACACUUUGAUGUUUUUAUUUUGAUCUUUUUUUGUACUCAUGCAAAAUUCAUUUCAGAGCAUAAUAAUAAUGAGAACGAUGAUAAUAGUGAUGAUUAAAUACUUAUUAAUUACAUAAAUACUAAAUCAUACAGUAAUAAUAACAAAUAAAUAUAAGAAGAGAUCAUCUUUUUUUAAAUGAAUACAAAUAUAAUUAAAUGAAUAAUAGGAACUACCAAACUACCAAAAAAAUUAAAAAUAAAUCGAUGGUUGAUUAAUAUUUGUUCAUACACUUUUUUAUUUUGAUUUUUUUAUUGUACACUCAAUUACACAUGCAAAAGUAAUUCCAGAGCAUAAUAAUAAUGACAAUAAUAAUGAUGAUAAUAAUGAUGGUGAUUAAAUACUGAUUAAUUAAAUAAAUACAAAAUAAAUAAAUAAAAUUAGAAAGAAAAUAAAAAUAUAAUAUUGAAAUUAAUAAAACAACUCCAAAAAAAGAUAGUUAAUUAAUAUUUGUACAUACCAAGGAAGAAGAUGCCAAUCAAAAAUAUAUUUUAAAAUUGUAAUUUAAAAGAAAAUGAUCAUUUUAAUUUCUGACUGGUUAUCUGACCCACUUUUGGGUCCCGACCCGCCAGUUGAGAACCACUGCUUACAGAGUUUAGUACAAACAAGCAGUGGGUCACGUCACGCCAGUCACGAUAACAUAAUCCUAGCAAUAUAUCAUAAAGCCACCAUGUUGGACUGAUGGCUCAUAAGUCAACUUCUUGUCUCUGCCGCCCUCUUGUGGUAGACAGACGACUCCAUCAUGCCAGCUGCCGUGUUGGACACAUAAGUGCAGCCUCUUUGAAGUUAUAUAAGCUAUUUAAAACAGAUGUAUGUAAUAUUUCUACAUUUGGGUGUAAAUACUCAUGUUGGUGCAUGUGAAAAUGUUUAAAGAGGACACACUACAGGAUGUUGAAAGUGAAGUAUUAUAUGGACAAAUGUGUAUAUUACUGUGUAUAAUUACUUGUAUUUCAUACCCGUGGUGGUGCAUUGCAUUGUCAUUAUUUAAUAGCUUAUGCAUAUGAGUAAGCAGUGUCAUGUGGUCUUUAAAAACCUGCAGUUUUUCAUCAAGCCAGUGUUCACAUUUUUUCUACACUUGGCUUUGUUGUGGAAAAGAAUCGUUCAGUAAGAUUUGACAUGCAGUGUUUCCUGUACUUUCUCCUCUUUUUUGAAUCUGUGUAACAUCUCUUGUGACAAGUGGAGCUGAGCUUGUACAAUAAAAACAGAAAUUGGGUGUCCUGAAUGAGCCCAACAUUUGCACGUGAUGGACAAAUGUGGCGCAGGUAACAAGAAUUUAUCUUCAUGGAAAUGAGGAAUUCAUGGAAUGUGAAAAGAACACGCCAACAUUUCCUGAAUAAGAUGAACAUUUUGAUUCUGGGAUGAUUAGAAUGGGCGGAAUUUGGAACUCCUAAGUAGGGAUGGGUAGCAAGACUUGAUUCCAUAUGUUUUACGCAGGGGCGUCAAACUGUUUUUUCAGGAAUUCAGUAAAAAUGCAAAGUGAAUAGAUAAAAUAAUACAACAUAAAAUAAUACAUGCGACUUACUUUUGUUUUUUAAAAGUACUGGUUCUGCACCGGGACAGUUUCAAAAGUAUAGAUUUGGCAGUGGCGUCAGAUAAACUGGAAACAAAACCCAUUUUUACUCGUAAUAAUUCUCAAUUUUAACGGGAAACUUUGUAAUGGAAAAUGUGUAAUUACAGGAAGUUUUUUAAAUAAUAUAUUUAAUCAUAUCAUUCAAUCAAAAAACGUGCAAAAAAGUGUCAUGUGAAAAGGACCAAUAAUACGCUUUUUAAAUAUAUGAAAAUACAGACGAAAUACUAGUAGAAGAAAGUCAUAAUGGCAAGAGAAAAAAUAUUAUACACUUGAAAUAUGAAGGACGAGAAUAUGUCAAAAAUGGGGGGUGGGGGGGACAUAA